CUUGUGCCCCGCUGGGGCAUGUCGCGCCGAUGCGGCGCACGUCCACGCGGUGCCAGGCAUGGGCGGGCGGCACCAGGCGCCACCGCGCCUCCGCCGGCUGCGGCCCUCGGCCGCCCUCUGACGGUCGCUGCCCUGCUGGCGGCCCAGGGCGCCCUGGCGGCAGCCGGAGGCCCGCACGGCGCAGUCCCGGAGGGCUACAACCUCGAAGAAGUGCCGACGCCCUUGGGGCCAGGUGGGGAUGCGGUGGAGCUCGAGGUUGGUGUUAAUUCUUUCCCAUACGACUUCCCCAAGCCAGACUGCAUUGCUGGCAAGAUUGAGCUCCCUCUGCGUGUGUGGAUCUACUGGUAUGACCCUCGCUUGGUUUUCCCAGUGGAGGUCUCGAAUAGGACAGGUGUGGCGGGCUCUUCUGUUUCGAUUGACCCGGGCGCAAUUUGGACACCAGAUUUGGAGGUCUCUGAGAGGAUGGGGCAACAGGAGUGCACAGAGGGGCCGGCCGUAUUGUACGAUCUGGCUUUUUCCGAGCAGCAUCCUUUGGUAGAUCGCGGCUUCAAAUACAACGUGAUGUGGCCCCGGUCGUGCACCAUGACGACGAGGUGCGAUUGCAACUUGGUGAAUUUCCCUUUCGACGAGCACACUUGCAACAUCACGUGGACACCCAUCGCAGAAAGGGGCUACAAGGUCGUCGACGCAGGGCACCUCCCCGACGUCUCGACAGUGCCCAGGCUCGCCGACGGGUCCGGGGACUACAAGAUGGGCCCAAAGAUAGACUCUGUGGAGUUCACAUACUGGUUCCUCACAGACCUCG
Molecule: messenger RNA, 805 nt
Organism: Prorocentrum cordatum
Lineage: Eukaryota; Dinophyceae; Prorocentrales; Prorocentraceae
Source: the annotation of a GenBank genome assembly